CCGCCGGGUGUUGCGAAGCUUCAUGGUAAAACUUGGUAAACAAACCCAUGAAUAAAUCUAAUGAAUAUGUCUGAAUCAAUCUGUAUGCAUUGCAAGUUAGUAGCAGAUGGGUCUAUGUCUACUCUUAUUCUCUCGUGGGGAGGUCAACACAAGAGUAGAAUACUACCGCUCGGUGGAUGAUUCGUUUGCCCUAUCGUUGUCGUACCGUCGGGGUGUUGUCGCAUGAUCGUGUUGUAACCCAUCGUUUCGAGCGGGAGCUCUUAUUGUUCAGCUGUUAAUCUUCUUGCUUCUUCAGUAGUGGAGCAGCUGCACAGCAAAUUGUAUUUGAAUUUUUUUUUGAAGCUGAGCGCUUGAUUCAUGGUGCGGCACUAGCGGUCAGUUCUGGUGACGUGAGCUCACAACGAACUGCAUGACCAGUGUUUGGAUGAACUGCUUUACCUUUUUGUCCAGUUACUGAAAUACAAAUAACAUUUUAUAUAUGAUUUGGAUCUGCCUCAAACAUCUUUUCUUCCAGAAUAAAGGGCGUCAAUUCGUUUUCGAUCCAUCUCCAUGCGAUACAGAUACGCCUCAAUUUGCUAGACUUGUUUGAGUAGAUAUAGAAAUACGAUGACAACCAUGUCAGCUCCUUACGAGAUUACGCAGAUGAUUAUCCCAGGGAAAGUAUCAUUGAUUUUGAAUCAGUUGUGUCAUGAAGAAGUGCAAUUUAUUUUUGCACAUCAGUUGUGCCAGCAUUACAACUUGCAUCUUCAUCAAGAGGAUCAUGGUGAGAACUAUGCGGUAUUGAUCUGCGCAAUCCGUGUUUCCUUCGUGCCCGCUUUCUUCUUUCUUUGCAUGCAGCAAAAUCUUGGGGCUGGGACAUGCAUGCGGUCACGCUUUGUGGUGACGUUGAUCAAAUUGUUCGUGGAACAUGAUGACAUGCCGUGUGAUUCAAGAUUUCACCCGGAUAAUCAUUGCCAGUUUCUGGGAGAAGCUGAGCAGCCUGCAGCCCGGCACCUUGACGCACUACCUGGGGAAUCUGUCGAUUGCGUAUCCCAUAUUUAGAAAACCUACCCACGACCCGCUGCGCUACAUGUAAGAGAAGACAGUUUGAUAUCCAUAUCGUGUAUGUUUAGCAGUGCCUUUCUGCGGCAGCAGAAGUGGCAGAACUUGCCUACAGGUAAAAAAAGGAACAGGAAGGUGCAAAACACAAGGGAUGUUUUCGAAGCGCUUCUACUCGGCGCGCUACAGUAUCGGCCUGCGCCUGAUGGAUUCUCAUACACCAAAAGCAUAAAAUUUAGUGAUCUGCACCUCCUGCAGUUGGUACCAUUGAUUCUGUCGGUUAGUGCGGCCGUCGUGGGGAGGGUUCUUCCGCUGCAUAAGGUACAGGGCCUGCACAUUCUCGAUAUCAUCAUCAUUGUGGUGGAUUUGUUCCUCAUCUUCGACAUCUUCAUAAAUUACAGGUAAGCACGUGCUACAAAUCGCACCAAUGUUCAUGUGGAUUUAUCGCACAACAACUCACUGGAACUGAACUGGAACUGUUGCAGUGGUUCUUAUCUCGUUUCCGAAUCUUUUUCCGUGCCGUACAGAUUAGUAAGGCCCACAUGUGAUGCUGAUGACUGUCCGAUUGUGAAUCUGAAAAAACACGGAAUCAUCAGGUCCCAGGCACGUGACGUGGUGCGAAAAAUGCGGGCCAUUGGCAACUGCUGCACCCAAUCGUGACAAAGACCAGUGCUGCGGUUGUGAUGUUGAUUACUAGUACAGUGUAGAAGUCCACGUAAGACUUUUUCGAGGUUUUUUUGUAAGAUCUUCGUAGCGCGGUGCUUCUGGUGCACUGCAGACUGUAUCUUCGUGACAUGCAUUUCGUAGAAAUAAAGUCCUGCCGCGCGGCCCGGAUAUUUUGUGUAUACUUACUUUGCAGCUUAUUGUACAACAUCACAUGCAUGAAAUUAAACCCAUCGGACGAGUUAGUGUUGUAUUCACUUCGAGAAGACUAAAAUCAAAAAAUUGAGUUUUGACUUUGAGUCCGGUCUGGCUCUGGACGACAAACCACAAUCAGCAUAAGCGCUGAUCUCGACAGAGACAGUGUUAAUUUUUAG
Amoebophrya sp. A120 is the source of this 2075-nucleotide messenger RNA. The record is from the annotation of a GenBank genome assembly. Lineage: Eukaryota; Dinophyceae; Syndiniales; Amoebophryaceae.